Molecule: messenger RNA, 6371 nt
Organism: Onychostoma macrolepis
Lineage: Eukaryota; Metazoa; Chordata; Actinopteri; Cypriniformes; Cyprinidae
Product: KH domain-containing RNA-binding protein QKI
Exons: 8
Coding region: 577-1605 (342 amino acids)
Biological process (GO): regulation of mRNA splicing, via spliceosome
Cellular component (GO): nucleus
Molecular function (GO): mRNA binding
Source: RefSeq, a predicted model, not a curated record
GAGAGCGCAAGAGGAGCUGGUCGGUAACGGAGGACCGAAUGCCAAUCUCAUUGAGAAAGCGCCUUUAUUGCGCGUAAGAGACGGGAGGGACAGACGAUUCUAGUGCUGCACACAUACACAGACAGACAAGACACAGGAAGCUCUGGGAAACUCGGGGAAAGGGUGCAUUUUCACCGCCUCAAGAGGAAGUUAAGGACCAAUCUCUCGCUAAAAUAAAUCUUAAAAGGGGCACUGGGCACGCGGGAGUCGCCUUUGCAAGUAACUUGUGGGAUUUAUCGGGAAUUGUUUCUGAAAGGAGACCUGGCUUCCCUCUCCACACGUUUAUCUUUUAUUUUGUUCAUUUGAUUUCAUUUCAUCAGUUGCCCUAAACAACUGUCAUCUCCCGAAUUGCAGUAGCCUAUUGCAGCAGCGGAUUGUGCGUAAAGACAGAGACAGCAGCCUUUUCCGCGGACGAGUCAGGCACUUGCCUUCUUCACUUGCAUUUUUGUACUCUAUUUAUUAUUUAUAUCCAAGCUUUUAUUUAUUUUGGGACUUUUUCCGUCUAUUUUGGGGCGUCGGUGGUGAUUUCUGUGGAAUAUGGUGGGGGAAAUGGAAACGAAAGAGAAGCCGAAGCCGACCCCAGAUUAUCUGAUGCAGCUCAUGAACGAUAAGAAACUGAUGAGCAGUCUGCCCAACUUCUGCGGGAUCUUCAACCACCUCGAACGGCUUCUCGACGAAGAGAUCAGCAGGGUACGAAAGGACAUGUACAAUGACACAUUAAAUGGCAGCACGGAGAAGAGAAGCUCCGAGCUCCCGGACGCCGUCGGCCCCAUCGUUCAGCUCCAAGAGAAACUCUAUGUGCCUGUUAAAGAAUAUCCUGACUUUAAUUUUGUGGGCCGGAUCUUGGGCCCGCGGGGGCUCACAGCCAAACAGCUGGAGGCAGAGACAGGAUGUAAGAUCAUGGUGAGAGGGAAAGGCUCCAUGAGGGACAAAAAGAAGGAGGAACAAAACCGAGGCAAACCCAAUUGGGAGCAUCUGAAUGAGGACCUCCAUGUGCUCAUCACGGUGGAGGAUGCCCAGAACCGGGCUGAGAUCAAGCUUAAGCGUGCAGUGGAGGAGGUUAACAAGCUGCUCGUGCCUGCGGCUGAAGGCGAGGACAGUCUGAAGAAGAUGCAACUGAUGGAACUGGCCAUUCUUAAUGGCACCUACAGAGACGCCAAUAUCAAAUCACCUGCCCUUGCAUUCUCUCUUGCAGCAAGCGCCCAGGCACCACGGAUCAUCACCGGCCCAGCACCUGUCCUGCCGCCCAACGCCUUGCGCACGCCUACGCCAGCGGGGCCUACCAUCAUGCCCCUCAUCCGCCAGAUCCAGACCGUCAUGCCCAAUGGCUCGGCCCACCCGGCAACCGCCACCCUAAUGCAGCCCGGUCCAGAGUCGGGCCUGAUUUACGCAACGCCCUAUGACUACCCCUACACACUGGCCCCUGCCACCUCCAUUCUGGAGUAUCCUAUCGACUCCAGCGGGGUCUUAGCAGGUGCAGUGACAACUAAAGUUCGAAGGCACGAAAUGCGCGUCCAUCCUUACCAAAGGGUAGUGACCGCAGACAGAGCCACCACUGGCAACUAACCCCUGACCUUCUGACCUCUCCACCCAAUGACGACCUGCCCAUUACCUGCCUGCAGAUCACACCUCUGCCCUAAAAUGAAUGAAUGAAAGACAAAAAGAGUAUCUAAGAGCUGUCACAGGCAGUGGAUAUACAGCUUCCCUAAACCUCACUCGUUGGACGCGGGCGGCAGAUGCCCGGACGUUCCUGCCGCUGUAGAUCUGCACUCUUUGUAAGCAAUAAGCAAUAAUGAUUUGCCCCGCACCCUCUAAAUCAAAGCCAGACCUCCCAGUUAGCUGUGCAAAAGCCUGCAGCUCAUCGACGGCACUGUUGAGGAAACGGACUGCCCUUCAUCGCACCCCAACCCGUCGCUAGAGUAAUCCUGCAGUUACGGUAAUGAGUCUGAAUGUAAUGCAUGACGGUGUGGAUGAUGCCCCUCUCGCAUCAAUGCUACCCGGUGAACUACGACUGCGGCUCGUCACGUGUCACGACGGGCCAUUUGAGAAGCAUUUCAGCUGAAAAUACAUUAAAAAGAAGAGUAUUUCCCGACACUUUUCAGUGAACAAGCCUCUCUGAGGAUGUAUAAGCCAUGCUUGCCUAUCUGCUGUACAAAUGUAUGAAAUUUGUAGAUAAAUGUUCGAAGAGUGAUGAAAGAAAACAUGUAUAGGAAAAACACUUUUAUUAUCCUCCAGAGAACGUAUAUUUUUACAACUCACUAUUUUAUAUUGUCGAAUAUUGUGAAGAGAACGAAGAAAAAAAAACACAAUACCGAACCCUUUAUGAAGUGAAAACAAUCCAGUUUUCUGUAAUUGGAUGUAGACGUGGAUGACCAAAACAACCCUUUCGUUGAACCGAUGGGGUUGAUAGGGAAAUAUCAUUCAAGUGCCUUUGCCUUAUCAUAGUUCUCAUGUUCAAUAUGAAUGUCAUCAUGAGUGGCGAAUGAGCAGACCAGGACUGCAUUUCCCAAAAGCAUCAUAAGUCUACGUAGAUCUGCAUAGGCUUACGAUGGAUUCGGGAAAUGUAGUCCAGGUCAGUACACACAGCUUUCCCUUCAGGAACCACAUAAGUGACGGAUCACCAGCCUAAAUCUGCCUUCCUGUUUCGGCUGGAACAGCUCAACGCUCCAUCCCAGUAUUACACAGCGAUCAAAUCAAGGCCUUUCACACCACGCGAUUACUUCAAACCGACUCGGGGAGUCAAGGUCUAUUUGUUGCCUUCAGUCUUGACUCAUCCCUCAGAAUUGUGGGUAUUUUGCUCACAGUACUUGAAUUAAUUUGCACUUUAUGUUGAGUGCAUUUAGUUUAGUGCAUUGUAAUAUCAGUAUGGUAUUACAAAUGGUAUAUAGGAUAUACAGUAUUCAAUGCCAAAAAAAACUUUAGUCAGUAUGUUUGUCUUGUUUUACAGUAAAAAAUAUCUUAAUAUAUAUACAAAUAAGAAGUUUGUGUAUGAUAAAGAGUUUUCAGAGUAUAUAUACAACUAAAACACCAAUUGGUCAAAAGUUUAAGACUGUUUUAAUGUUUUUGAAAGAAGUCUCUUCUGCUCACCAAGGCUGCGUGUAUCUGAUAAAUACAAUAAAAUUUUAAUUUUACGAGUUCGCCUGCCCAUUCUGAUAGUUAAAGGUAAACAUACUUGGCUGGCUGUCCUCAACGGAGACUCAAACACGAGGCUCAGCUUGAGCUCCAAGUUCAACACCCCUCCCCCUCAAACUACAUAGGGGGAGAAUAACAGAAAUAGAGGAGGAGAUGGGGAGGUGGAGGGAUGCUGGAAGAAUUGUCACUGGGACGCUGCUUAUAUAGGCUCGCAAUGUGAUAAUUGACAGGACUGAAUGACUCUAGAACCUACAUUUGGAACUUCAUAUUGUGAAAUAUACAAUUUACAAUGUCAAUGUUGAAAAGGUUGUGCUGUUUAAUAUUCAAAUGUUUGGGGUAAGUUAGGUCUUUUAAAAUACAAAAGAUCUCUAUUUCAAAUAAAUUAUGUUCUUUUGAAAUUUCCAUUCAUCAAAAAAUCUUAAAAAAAUAUUUACACUGAAAUAUGAAGCAGCACAACUGUUUUCAACAUUGAUAAUAAUAAAAAAAUGUUUUCUUGAGCAGCAAAUCAGCAUAUUAGAAUGAUUUCUGAAGGAUCAUGUGACACUGAAAAUUCAGCUUUGCAUCACAGACAUAAAUUACAUUUUAAAAUAUAUUCAAAUAAAAUAAACAGUUAUUUUAAAAUGCUAAUAUUUAUUAUAUUUAAUUAUUAUAACAGUGUAUGUACUGUAAAUAAUUAUCUGGUUUUGAGAAAAUAUAUAUCUUGAAUUAAGUUCUUGUUUUAAGCAUAAAACUCAGAAAAUAAAUAUAACAUAAUAAAAAAUAAAAUAAUUAUAUAAAUAAAAAAUUGCCAGUGGGAUGAAAACAAUACACUUUUAAUCAAGAGAUAUUCUCUGACAAGACAAUUUAAUACAUGAUAUUGCUUCUCGAUUUAAAUAUUUUUUGAAAACAAAACAAAUACUGAUUAAAACUGAUAUUUUGUGGAUAUGAAAUAGUAUGUAGGUGGUGAUGGUGGGUAAGCUGUGUGUACUCCCUGCGCUGGCCUGCACCGUAUCAUUGUAAUGUACGCACAUCCCCCUCCAAACUCUUUCUUUACUAUGCAACAGAAUGGCCUCUGACGUCUUGAGGGGAGUCUCUGUGACAUCAAACAUGUCUUCCUGUUGUGUCUGCAUUUCCUCCCAUUUCCACUUAUGAUUCUGCAGUGCCAUCACAGUAUAAUAUUAAAGAAGGUAUAUCAAGGCGUGAUGUGUUUGAAAAUGCUUUGGAAUAUGAAAUGCGAAUUAUCUACAUAUUUAAAUCAGAUUUUGAUAAGUAAGAAUACAGAAAUUUGAUUUUGACAAAAGAAAAAAAAAAACUUAAAUAUGAGAGGUGAGUACUGUAAUUGAAAAAGCAUGAUGUCUCACACUCAAUAGAAAUGAAAAAUAUAAUAGUCUGAUUUGUCCUGGUUUUGCGAUUGAGUUUUUAAGUUUAAAGGUGAAGUGUGUAAUUUCUGACACCAAAAAGAAAAGUGAAAAUAAUGAUUUUUUCGAGCACACCUUCCCCACCUGCCAUUGGUCAGUCCAACAAGUCCCGCCCCCCGACUCGCACCAUUGGUUAAGCCAAAUGACAACACAUCGACCCGUGUUUUGACAGAAGUCAGUAGUUGUUUCUGUACAUUAAACUGGGAUAAAAAGAUUUGAACAAAAAAAAUUACACACUUCAGCUUUAAGAAUCAAGUUUGAUCAUGUGAAUGUCUUUUAUCAUGUGGAUAUGUGUGUACGACAUGCCGUCUUUCAGCCCCAAACGUGUGUGUUCCCUGCCCAAGUAUUGCCUAUGAGAAGACAUGUCUGUUUUAACAGCCAUUGUUACAAGUUUAUAAUGUAUUUUUCUAUCUUAUUUUAUAUGUAUGUAAUAAACAACAUUAAAUGCCUUGUCUCUGUAUCCUGAAUAGAUGAAAAGAUGUCUUUCCUGAAAGUUUCAUAAGAAUAAUUGCGCACAUCAGGGUGUUUUAUCAUAAGAAAGUUAUGUCGCAUAUCAUUAUCCAGCAGUGAUUUAUCAUCGUGGUUAUUAGCUGAUGUGACUAAACAAGGUCCUUGGUGGAGUUUCUGUGGCUGGAGACUCGGGUGCUGUGCAUCUGUGCCAAGAAAGCACUUUCACAAUUGGUGGAGCUCUAUUUCAUCUUGGCCUUAAUGAGUCAUGCGCUAGCUGGCUUUGUCAUUAGCUUCAGAGCUACAUAAUGCAGGGGAUAUUUAACGCUCUUCCCUAAUAGACAAUCAAUCAGUGAAGUGUACUCAGAAGAAGAGAUGUUUCUCUUUGCUCUUGACCUUGACCAGGAAAAUCAAUACAGCAUCAAUAGCACCUCAACAGAAUACACUAUACCACAUUAUUGGGUAUUGCCAUGGUCAGUAUUGCCAGAUGAGCACUUUUACUGAUUAAAUGUGCUGGAACUGCAACAUAUAGCUAUAGAAAUCACAUUAUGGUAAUACCUUUUAGUGCAUUUAAUUCCAUUUGUAAACUGUAAUUGGAUGAGCUGCAUUAAAAGAAAUAGCAAGUCAUUAUAGCAAAAUCCUCCACUGAUGCGGCCGGCCAAUCAGAAUCUAGUGUUCCAGAAAGUGGAAGAAUUGUUUAUUGUGAUUAUUGCUGAAAAUAAUAUAACUAUUUAAUGAUUAAUAGUGUCUUUUAUCAUAUUGUUGUGGUAAACAUUUUCUAAUAAGGCCGUAGAGGCUGUGAUGUUAUACUGUGUUCAAGGCAGAGGUUUUUAAAUGAAAAGCUAAUGAUCACCUUGUUAAAAUUCCUAAAGGCAACUGUAUAUUUUUAUGCAUAAAAACACAUUUAUACUGUGUGAGAAUUAAAUAAUUUGUUGUUUGACUGCUAUAUUGUCAUAGUGCUAAAGCAAAAUGAUAAAAUAUAAUCUGGAAAAGAGUUAUCUAUCUAUUUAUCUAUCUAUCUAUUUAUCUAUCUAUCUAUCUAUCUAUCUAUCUAUCUAUCUGUCUGUCUGUCUGUCUGUCUGUAUGUCUGUCUGUCUGUCUGUCUGGCCUGUCCAAUGUACAAUAAAAUAAUCACAAUUAAUAUAAUUAAUUCUGAACAGUCUUUAGAAAGCAGCACAUUUGGUUAAUGCAAAAACUUUGACAGUCAAAAAAAAUACAAAUACAAAUUUGAAAAAUAAAAAAAAAAUUAAAUAAUUAAAAUAAAUAUGAAAUGAAAUUAAAAUAUAAAUAUUAGUUUAAAAAAAAUAAAACACAAACUUAAAAUGAAUGAUGAAUUACUUCUGUCCCUCUUUUGUA